Messenger RNA from Exserohilum turcica Et28A, 971 nucleotides. RefSeq lists its product as uncharacterized. Gene Ontology annotation, molecular function: oxidoreductase activity, acting on single donors with incorporation of molecular oxygen; ferrous iron binding; zinc ion binding. The transcript is spliced from 3 exons. The record is from RefSeq and is a predicted model, not a curated record. The coding region runs from base 1 to 897 and encodes 298 amino acids. NCBI's taxonomy places the organism in Eukaryota, Fungi, Ascomycota, Dothideomycetes, Pleosporales, Pleosporaceae.
AUGACGUACUCGGCGAGCGAGCCUGAAUCGACGUCAUGUUCUCAAACCCCUGUGCUGUUCGCCUCGCACGGCACCCCCUUCACAUACCUCAAUGAGAGCCCGUCGACAGUUUGGUGGCAGGAAUUUGGGCGAGAGGCGUUGGCCCAUGGUAUCAAAGGGAUUGUCUAUGUUUGUUCACACUGGGUAGAAGAGGACGAUCGGAUUCGCGUGAGCACCGGAGAGCAUCCACAAGUGACACAUAUGGAACUUGUGCCACGCCGGUACUGGGAAAACUACCCCAUCAAUGUCUCCCCCGAGCUAGGCCGAAGGGUAGUUUCAGUGCUCAAGGCUGCCGGCCUGCCAGAUGUUGAUGAAGACCCCAAUGCGCAGUGGCAAGAUGACACUCUUACACCUUCACGUUGGAUGUUUCCAGAGGGAAACCCACCUGCAACCUGCGUCAGCAUUAAUGCCCGCUACGAUCCCAUCGUCCAUAUCAAACUAGGACGAGCGCUGCGUCCGCUAAGGAGCGAGGGCAUCCUCAUCGUGGGCUCCGGCGCAAUUACCCACAAUCUUUUCCGAGCCAGUUGGGCCCCUGUCCUACGAAGUGGAUUGCGAACAGCCUACCACCCCAACUACAAGCCGGAAAAAUGGGUGCUGGACUUUGAACGCGCAGUGCGCGACUCAAUCAUGUUUAACUCGGGUCCUCGCUUGGCGGGUGCGCUGGUAAGGCUGCUAGAUCACCCUUGCUACAAGCUCGCGCAUCCAUCCGACGACCAUUUCUAUCCGCUGAUCGUCAUUGCUGGCGUCGUGUCGGGUGACGACGACACUGUGCAUGGGCGGAAGAUGGCAGAGUCAUGGGAUGUGGGCAAUGUGUGCUCGUCGCAAUAUCUCUGGGGAAGCUGGUCGGGAGAGACGUAAUAAACAUGCUAGGGGCCCAGGCCACGUCUUGGUUGUGUGAUCUAAUAGCUGCAGGAUUUUGCCGGUAUACAGAU